Cutaneotrichosporon cavernicola is the source of this 1155-nucleotide messenger RNA. RefSeq lists its product as uncharacterized. The coding region runs from base 1 to 1155 and encodes 384 amino acids. Gene Ontology annotation, molecular function: protein binding. The record is from RefSeq and is a predicted model, not a curated record. The transcript has a single exon. Lineage: Eukaryota; Fungi; Basidiomycota; Tremellomycetes; Trichosporonales; Trichosporonaceae.
AUGAACCUCUUGAAGACAUCUUCUACUCGCCAGCUCAAGGCUACCAACUCGAUGUCAUCCGACCCCAGCUCCCCCACCAGCCCCGAAAACGAGGAACGGCCUCAUGAACCCCGAUCGUACCUCGACGCAUGGGAACAAAUCCUCUCAUACGUCGACGUACCCGAGCUACUUGCUGUUCGCGGGGUAUGUCGUACCCUUCGUGAAGCAGCCGAUAUGCGUCUAAGCUCGCAUGUUGUGUUCCACGGUGACAAGAUCAAGAACGGUACAAACCUCGUUUGGACGGCCCACUGCAAUAUCAGCCUUGCCAAGAAUCCUGACCUGUGGGACAAUGUGCAGGUCCUCGACAUUGUCGGCGAAUGUGACUGUGACGCAGAAUGGACCCUCGACACACCCUGCACUUGCCUCGAGUCUCUAGGCUUAAUCCUAGACCACACCGUCCCCUUCAAGCUCAAUCUCGAGUGCAUCCGGGUCAACAUGCGGAAUUUCCGCCUCGGCUUCCCACUCUUGACAUCCAAGGUCCACGCCCAGCAGGUCAUCUACGACCUCGACCUCUAUCCCACCAAGCCGUCAUUGUGUUGCCUUCCCCUCGCCCCGAUCUGUGGAUCCCGAAACGUGGCGGUCAACAUCCGGUACGAUCCCGAAUGUCACCAUGUCCCACACACCGACUUUGCCGCCCAGUACUACGAUCCCCAUGUGUCCUACUCGCUCCAGUUUCUGCCUGCGACCCGUCCCCGUCUGCCCGAAUGGUACGGCGUCCAAUCCUGCGGUUCGAGGGUAUACGGGUAUCCAGAAGGACAUCGAGCUGGACGGCUUGCCGAGAACCUCCUGGGAAUCCUUGCCGAGUUGGCAACCCACAAACCGGGACAGGCGCACUUCAUCUUCGGGCGCCUCCAACACUGGCCGGGAUGUUGGUUCUCUCGCGACCACCGCAUGGUCACUGACCUGGUAGCCUACGAGGGUCUUCCGUGGAACAAGUUCGCUCCCAGCGUCGCCGCUGAAAUUUUCAAACUCAAGUUUGACGAGGCCCACAAUGAUUGCCUCGAAUCCCUCAGCGAAAGAGCGCAAGAAUGGCGACGAGCGGAGCAGCUCAUCUUCGCGAUACCACAGCUCGCACUCGAGGGGCCUUGUGUGUGUGGUUGUUUCUUUGUAGAGUAG